Fusarium redolens is the source of this 1497-nucleotide messenger RNA. RefSeq lists its product as uncharacterized. The record is from RefSeq and is a predicted model, not a curated record. The coding region runs from base 107 to 1411 and encodes 434 amino acids. The transcript has a single exon. NCBI's taxonomy places the organism in Eukaryota, Fungi, Ascomycota, Sordariomycetes, Hypocreales, Nectriaceae.
CUAAUCUUCCACGACAAAUCCUAACACGUACCCAUUCUCUCUUUCUGUUACCUUACUCUUUGAUACUUCUUUACUCUUUUCUUUGAUAACAAUAAACCUCUAUCCAAUGGCCAACACCCUCCCGCCCGAACUUCUCAGCAAGGUGUUUGAGAGCAUCAGCCCUUUCGACAAUCAGAGACCCACCGUCAUUUCGUGUCUAAUUGUCAACCAAGAAUGGCAUGAUGUUGCUCUUCGCUUCCUCUAUAAAGACCUAGUGUUAUUUUGUGGCCCUCAGUUGGAUCUCUUCACAGCAUGUCAUAAUCGGCGGGCCGUUUCUUCUCUGACACGAUCUUUAACCCUCUACAUAAGUCGACCGGGCGAAUUACCGGGAAGUGCUUUCAACGAAGCUCAAAAUCGAUUCCUUCAAUUGGCGACGCAUGUCAUUCCGCGUAUGAACAAUCUUCGGUCUCUCUCUGUCGCGCGCCAUCACCGGGUCCCGUUUUGUUGGAUUAAAAAGUCAAUUGUUUCGAUCAUUCUGAGAAGCAUUCCACCAAGUUGCACUAGUCUAGAGCUUGCUUUGGGGACGUCGGAUAUGAAUGAUAUCGAUGGACCUGAAGACGACUCUAUACAUCUUUGCGAGGAUUUGCGCUCCCUGCUGCCCCGUAUGCACCAUGUCCACAUCGAUAUGAGCUCUCUAUGCGAUGCACUGUUUGGCACUUGGGACUCAGAUGAGUGUUUUCACCCCACCGCACUACCAAAUCUUCGGAGCCUUCAUAUUCCUUGCGUGGGCAUGCAGAACAAGACACCGUGCUUAGAGAGACACCGGCAGGACCAGUGGUCACUCUGGAAUUCCAUCAUUCCGGCUCUGCAGCUUGUAGUUGAGCUGCCAGACACCGCUGAUGCAGAUAUAACCGUCUUGGGGUCAGUGGCGCCGUUGAGCUCUUACAAGCUGGAUAUAUACACGACGCUGUUGCGCUGCCACAUAAAAAGAGGGCGGACGACAACUUGGGCAUUUCCAACUACCAAACAUCUCGUGAAAGAGGAGAUAGAGGGGGAGAGGUGGAAAAUGCAGCUUGUCUAUAUACGUUUGUACCACGAGACGUAUAUGACGCAGAGAAAAUGGAUCUACAUGUUGGCUGGGGGACGACCAUGGAGAAUACUGAACUCAGGUUCAAGACUGCCUGUACCUUGGAGUAACAGUGCAGAAUGGAUGCCAGACGAGAAACUUGGUAUUAUGACUUGGGAGAAGUGGACGAAGGGGAACCCAGGUGAAGUGCCCAUGCUGCUAAAGAAUGAGGAAGUUGCGGGAAUGCGGCUUAUAGAUGCAGAGGAACGUGAGGGCCAUGAAGAGGUUUGUUUGGCGGAGAAGACGCCGGCUGGGUUUGUGAGACCAAGUCGCUGGUCCCGAAGCCAGCUUUUCAGAGCAGACUAACAAUAGAGCCAUGUUUCUUGAGCACUUUGGAAAUGUGACGAUGCUAGCUUGUGGAAGUUUCGGGGCCAAAAUUGAAAAGAAUAUAG